UCGUUAUUGGAACUCUUCCAUUUGUUAGGGUGAGAAAGUGUCUUUCGUAAAUAUAUUCGCGUAGUCACGCUUUGAGAUUGAACAUUUCGGAAUCACAGUACAGGAAACAUGUUUCGAAAUCAAUAUGAUAAUGACGUCACAGUUUGGAGUCCACAGGGUCGUAUUCACCAGAUUGAGUAUGCCAUGGAGGCAGUGAAACAGGGGUCAGCCACAGUUGGACUCAAGUCUCGGACACAUGCUGUCCUUGUUGCCCUCAAGCGAGCACCUUCUGAGCUGUCUGCUCACCAGAAGAAAAUAAUUCCUGUUGAUGACCAUGUUGGUGUGUCUAUAGCAGGCCUUACAGCAGAUGCUCGACUCUUAUGCAACUUCAUGCGAUCGGAGUGUUUGAAUUCCCGGUAUGCCUACGAAACUCCACUACCUGUGUCCAGACUUGUCAGCAUGAUUGGAGACAAAUCACAGGUACCGACACAGCGUUACGGGAGACGACCAUUUGGAGUUGGACUCUUAGUAGCAGGAUAUGAUGCACAAGGUCCUCACAUCUACCAGACCUGCCCGUCCGCCAACUACUUCGACUGCAAGGCCAUGGCUAUUGGAGCCAGGUCCCAGUCUGCCAGAACAUACCUGGAGAGAAAACUGGACACCUUCUUAGACUGUACCCUGGAGGAGCUGAUCCUGCACGGGAUGAGAUCGCUGAGAGACACCCUACCCCAGGACUUGGAGCUUACAACCAAGAACUGUUCUAUUGGGAUUGUCGGCCGAGACCAGGACUUUACAAUCUAUGAUGAUGAUGAUGUUGCUCCAUAUCUAACAAAGAUUGAAGGCGAGGAGAGAUCUGCGCCUCCACCAGUAGAGGAAGGGGAGGCUGCCAUGGAGGCCCAGGAUGAUGCUGCAGCACCAUCAGAACCUAGUGUAGCUCCUCCAGACACUGAGGGUAUGGACCACUAGACAGACAGUCAUCAUCAUCCCUGAGUUGACACGAUGCUCUCAUUGUCCCUACAAGUCAUACAUCAUCAACAAUGCUGGAGUCCGGACGUCAUUACUGACAAUAAUACUGUUUACUGUCUAUCAUGACUCUGUCAGAGUAUAAAUCCUUUAUUUUGAAGAUUGUCAUCAUUAGUUGAUGUUACUGACAAAUUGUUAUGUGUUUUCAAAAGAUGCUUGAAUACUGAUGUACAAAGAAAGUGAAGUUCAUUUUCUAGGUUUGCAAUUUUGAAUCUUGAACCUGUUUAUGAACUAUAGUGCUGGUGACUUGAAGAGCAUUGAACAUUGAAACAUAUUUAUGUCAUCAACUGUACAUUUCCGUUCUGUUACUGAACAUGUGUAAUACAAUAAAUAUCAAUUAGAAAUGGUAAA
Haliotis rubra (blacklip abalone) is the source of this 1353-nucleotide messenger RNA. Its product is annotated as proteasome subunit alpha type-1-like. Gene Ontology annotation, cellular component: proteasome core complex; nucleus; proteasome core complex, alpha-subunit complex. Lineage: Eukaryota; Metazoa; Mollusca; Gastropoda; Lepetellida; Haliotidae. The record is from RefSeq and is a predicted model, not a curated record. Bases 109 to 945 code for a protein of 278 amino acids. Gene Ontology annotation, biological process: ubiquitin-dependent protein catabolic process. The transcript is spliced from 11 exons.